AUGAGUUAUAAUUUUGAAUUAACUGCAAAUUGUUUAUUAAAUAUUUCUGAAAGUUUUGAUGCAAAAUUGGAUUUAAUUUCAACAGAAGAACAAUUGGAAGAACAACAAAAUUCAAUUAAUAUAAUUGUGCCCUCAAAAAAUCCCAAUAUAAUUAUUCCGUAUGGAGCCCCUCCUCCUAAUAAGAAGGGCGCGGAUGGGGGGAAGUUGGAGGAUUUGUCUCCUUCACUUAAUUUCAACGAUUCUUUACAAACAAUAAGUCAAUUACUCGAACAACUAGAUUUUGAACGUCGUCACUGCCUUUCUAUGGCAAACCAAGUUAGAGGAAAGCCUCACGGCGGUGCUUUGUGUGGACAUUAUAUGAGAAGGGUAAAUUUAAACGACAAUUAA
This is a messenger RNA of Meloidogyne enterolobii, 387 nucleotides long. Lineage: Eukaryota; Metazoa; Nematoda; Chromadorea; Rhabditida; Meloidogynidae. The record is from the annotation of a GenBank genome assembly.